Molecule: messenger RNA, 906 nt
Organism: Drechmeria coniospora
Lineage: Eukaryota; Fungi; Ascomycota; Sordariomycetes; Hypocreales; Ophiocordycipitaceae
Product: low affinity copper transporter
Exons: 3
Coding region: 1-906 (301 amino acids)
Biological process (GO): copper ion transmembrane transport; intracellular copper ion homeostasis
Cellular component (GO): plasma membrane
Molecular function (GO): copper ion transmembrane transporter activity
Source: RefSeq, a predicted model, not a curated record
AUGGCACUGCCGAAGAACCUGCCGGUGCAAGUUACUCAUACGACAAGUGCGCAUCCCGCCGGUGGAAACGAACAACGCCAAGAACCGCCCUCGACGCCCCGGUCUCGGCUCUUGAUCGAAAUCGUCGAUUCGGCCGACGAUUCAUUGCCCGACGGCCACAUCCUGUCCGUGAAGCCCGCCCGACGGCCAAGCAGAAGGCUACCUUGUCACCGCUUCCUCGCAGGCGGUGACGGCAAGACGACAAGUGCAAGAGCACAAGCUCGGCCCGUCGCACCGAUCGCGGUCCACAAGCGGACGGCUCAUCCUUGGGCGAAAGCGACGACGCAGGGCACGCAGAGCACGCAGGACGCCAUGGACCACUCGUCUUCCUCGGGCCACGACCACGGCUCCAUGAGCUCGUCGGUCAUGGCCAUGGUCUUCCAGACGGAGACGGCGACGCCCCUCUACGCCAACUCGUGGACCCCCGCCAGCGCCGGCGCAUACGCGGGCACCUGCAUCUUCCUCGUCGUCCUCGCCGUCCUCGCCCGGCUGCUCGUCGCCGCCAAAGCCAUGCAGGAGGCCCGCUGGCUCGACCGUGACCUCCACCGACGCUACGUCGCCGCCAACGGCAAGGAGCCGCUGGCCGAGCAGGUCGCCCGGGACUCGGACACGAAGCGGCUGACGCUGUCGGAGAACGGCAUCGAGGAGUCGGUGCUCGUCGUCGAGCGCAAGAGCCACGCGAUCCGACCCUGGAGGUUCAGCGUCGACCCCGUUCGAGCCAUCAUGGACGUCGUCAUCGUCGCCGUCGGAUACCUGCUCAUGCUGGCAGUCAUGACCAUGAACGUGGGAUACUUCCUGUCCGUCCUCGCCGGCGUCUUCGUCGGAAGCCUUCUCGUCGGCCGCUACAGCUCCGUUCCGGAGCAUUGA